AUGAACAAAGACUCGUGCUUCACCUUUGUGCACAUGCACCGUUCUGGUGACGCUGAUCUCUUCGAGGACUUCUGCAAGGACAAGCUCCCCGAUGACGAGAUUUACGUCCCGCCUCAGCACCGUCCCAUCAAUCCAGAGGAUGAGGACGACGUUGUCCCUGAUCAGCACGCUGCCUUUGGAAUCCAGCGCGCGACACAGCGUGUCAAGGAGCCCGCGUGGAAGGACCUGGGCCUGUCAGAUCUGAUGAGAAAGGGCCCUGGGCCAGAGAGCAAAGCUGCUGGGCCUAGCAAGGCGUCAAAGGCACUGCCGCGGUGA
Messenger RNA from Trichoderma virens Gv29-8, 315 nucleotides. RefSeq lists its product as uncharacterized. Bases 1 to 315 code for a protein of 104 amino acids. The record is from RefSeq and is a predicted model, not a curated record. Gene Ontology annotation, biological process: positive regulation of mitotic metaphase/anaphase transition. The transcript has 2 exons. Lineage: Eukaryota; Fungi; Ascomycota; Sordariomycetes; Hypocreales; Hypocreaceae. Gene Ontology annotation, cellular component: anaphase-promoting complex.